GUUUGUCUCGUUUCGUCCUUUCGAAAAUGUUCAAAAGCGGAAAUAGCCUAUGUUCGCCGUGGAUAAGCGAAAAAAUUCGACCCGGCAAGCAUCACUCAUGAUGAUCAUUGAUGAUCACUGAUUUGUAUGUUGUUCUUGCUCACUCGUGUCAUUAUGACAAAAUAUGCAUGUAUAAACAUUUUCUGUUGAUACUUGUAUAUUUAUGUAGAUUAAAUAAGGAAAUACUCGUUUGAAAAUUUGUACAACAGGAAAAAUAAUUAUUUAUUUGACAGAUAUGUCAAAUAUAUGGAACGAAAAUGUGUAUCGCAAAGAACAAGAAGCAUUUGUUUCUAAUCAUGGUGGAACAACAGCUCGGGAAGUUAUUUAUGCAAUCAUGCCAAAUAUUUGUACCAUUCUCUUAACUACAACUACAUUAGGUCUACUGGGAAGGCUUAUUCACAAAAAUAUUAGAGUUUUGAUAGAAUUUAUACUAUUGGUAAUCCCAUCUAUUUUAUGUUGUACCAUAUUAUCAGAGUAUAUUAUAACUGUGUGUUGCGCUAUGAUGUUGAUAUCUAUUAUUAAUAUCUUACUAUUGGCAAUUAAUUCAAAUUCGUUAUCAAGGUAUAAUACAAGGACUAAUUAUGACAAAAAGCCUUUCAUUACAUAUUGUAGAGCAUUAACCAAUAUUAUAUCAGCAAUAUGUAUAUUAGCUAUAGAUUUUCGUAUUUUUCCUCGCAAAUUUGCUAAGACUGAGGUAUUCGGGUAUAGUUUAAUGGACACUGGUGUUGGAUUAUUUGUAUUGUCGAAUGCUUUAGUAGCACCAGAAGCCAGAGACUUUGCUCCUAAACCAAGAAUAGGUUUCUUCCAUACCUUAUCAAAGAAUAUGAAACAAUCAGCUAAAAGUUGUAUUCCACUUUUGAUAUUGGGCUUUGGUCGUUCUGUUGCUAUUGAAAUUAUGGGAUAUCAGAAGCAUGUGACCGAAUAUGGAAUUCAUUGGAAUUUUUUCAUAACUCUUGCAUUUGUGAAAAUAUUUACUAGUUCUAUAACAAGUACUAUUAAUUCACGGUAUUCUUUACUAUCAGGUAUCUGGAUUUUAACAAUGCACGAAUAUAUUUUAAGUACUAAAGGAUUGAAGGAUUGGGUCUUGAGUAAUGAUCCAAGGGAUGAUUUUGUAUCUGCUAAUCGAGAAGGAGUAGUCUCUGUACCUGGAUAUGUAGGACUUUAUUUAAUAGGUGUGGCAGUAGGGAGGUUGAUACAUUCUACUUAUUAUAACUCGUACGCACAAAAUACGGUGCAAUACAAAUACAAAACCUUUUUCAUGAAAAUUUUUGGAUAUGGACUCGAUGCAAGUUACAACGACUCUAUGAUAUUGUGUAUUAAAUUGUCCUUGAUAUCAGCACAAGCAUGUGCAGCCACUUUGUUUUGUGAUGCAUACUUUAAAGUUUCAAGACGUUUAGCAAAUGCAGGGUAUUGUAUGUGGAUACUUACCUUGGGUGCUAUGAUGCUUACAUUAUUAUUAUUAAUGGAAGUAAUUAUUGACAUAUUAAUCCAUAUAACUACAGAUUCAGGAAACAUAGAAAGAAAAACCAAAAUACGUAAAGCAAAUUUAAGAAAUAAACGAGAAUUUAUACCUAAAGAAUGUGAGAAAAGUCCGAUCAGCAAUACAAUCGAAAUAUUUGAAGCUGUUAAUUAUAAUGGUUUAUUCUUCUUUUUACUGGCAAACUUAAUGACUGGUGGUAUUAACAUGUUAAUACGUACACUAUAUGUAAAUCAGUUAAAAGCAUUACAAAUAUUGAUUGUAUAUAUGGCUGUAAAUAUACUAUCAGUUUUAUUUUUAUAUAGAAAACAGGUACAAAUUAAGUUAUAAAGUAUAUGAUUUGUUGUAUCUUUUUUGAAAGAAUACAAUUUUGUAUAUUGUACUAUGUAUAUACCUGUGGGCCAAAUGUGCUUAUAGUACUAGCAUACUAAAUGUAGUAUAGUAUUACUAUUGACAUUUGACAAUUUCAGACUAUUGUCACUGCCAUAAUGUAUACAUAUCAAAUUUCAUUUCUUAUUUAUUACUUUUUUU
Messenger RNA from Hylaeus anthracinus, 2047 nucleotides. RefSeq lists its product as uncharacterized. Gene Ontology annotation, molecular function: glucosaminyl-phosphatidylinositol O-acyltransferase activity. Lineage: Eukaryota; Metazoa; Arthropoda; Insecta; Hymenoptera; Colletidae. The transcript is spliced from 2 exons. Gene Ontology annotation, biological process: GPI anchor biosynthetic process; protein localization to plasma membrane. The record is from RefSeq and is a predicted model, not a curated record. The coding region runs from base 275 to 1846 and encodes 523 amino acids. Gene Ontology annotation, cellular component: endoplasmic reticulum; membrane.